Dermatophagoides pteronyssinus (European house dust mite) is the source of this 1015-nucleotide messenger RNA. RefSeq lists its product as uncharacterized. The record is from RefSeq and is a predicted model, not a curated record. Gene Ontology annotation, molecular function: DNA binding; RNA binding. Gene Ontology annotation, cellular component: nucleolus. Lineage: Eukaryota; Metazoa; Arthropoda; Arachnida; Sarcoptiformes; Pyroglyphidae. Gene Ontology annotation, biological process: ribosomal large subunit biogenesis; ribosomal small subunit biogenesis.
UUACUCGCAUGAAAUAAAGCGUGCACAUGUUUUAAUUUUUGAGUUUAUUUAAUUUUUUUCUUUUUCAAAAUCAGUAAAAUGUCACCAACUUGUGAUAAAUUAUUGAUGGAAAAUAAGAUAUCAUUCGAUGAAGUUAAACAAUUAAAUGAUUAUUUCAAAGAUCUAAUCAAUAAAAUUCCACCGAAAAUUUUUUUCAAUAAAAACGAACAAAUCCUUCAAACAAUCGAAAAUGCAAAGAGAAAAAAAUUUGCUAACAAUUCCGAAUUAUCUGACAAAUCAAAACAUAAACGAGUCAAAUUAGAUCCUAGUAAUCAACAACGUGUUUCAGAUGUUGCACAAGAAUUUGUUCAACAAAAAGAAAGUGAUGGAAAAAUUAAUGAACUCCGAAAAAAAUUGGCUAAAAGAAUUAAAGAUCUUCGUGACAGAAGAACCGGAGGCAAAAAUGUUCAUCAAACAACCCCGAAAAUAAUGGAUAAUGAUGAUGCUAAUUCUGAAAUCAGCCUGAAUAAAAAUAAGCCCAAAAUUUUUAAUGAACAAGGUAAUCUGGUGUUCUCCAAAUUCGAUUUAACCUCACAGGUAGAUUUAUCUGCCGAACGGGAAAUGACCAAAGAUCGUGAACUUAAAAAACAACACAACAAAACUUCAUUGCAAGGAUUAUUAAUUAAAGCCGAAAAAGAUGAACGAAAAGUUUCCCAUUUACAAGCCACUAAUUCGAAGGCCGCAGAAAAAUUUAAAAAAGCAAGAAUAUGGCAAACAGUACUAGAAAAAAGUGAAGGUAACAAAGUUCGUGAUGAUCCACAAUUGAUCAAAAAAUCAUUGAAAAAACAACAAAAAAAGAAAUCGAAAAAUUUUAAAGUUUGGAAUGAACGAAAAGAAUCGGUUAAAAAACGUCAACAAUCUAAACAAGAUCGACGACAACGAAUGUUGGAAGAACGAAAAAAUAAAAAAGAAAAACGUUCAAAACGUUAUCUUAAGAAAAAUAAAUAAGACAUUCUUUUAUUUUAUUCUAAUUUAA